GGUAGAGUUCGCUUCUGCCGUGCCGUUUACAAGCAGCUGCCGCCCGGGGUUCCUCUCAUCAAGCUCCUUCCUUCUCUUCACGGAUGGAUCCCAAGGGGCUUCUCCCCUUGAACGUCCUGCUGUUUCUCUCCCUGGCUUGUGACCGGAGCUGUGGAACAGGUUGCCCAACCAUCUUCGGGCAGUUGGGAAGCAGUGUGCUGCUGCCCCUGAUAUCUGAAGGGAUAAGUAAGAGUAUGAACAAGAGCAUCCACAUGUUCAUCACAUGGGCAAAAUCACCGGGAAACAGGUCCAGUAAGAAAAUCGUGUCUCUUGAUCUGCCAGAAGAAGGCUCUUCACGCUACCUGGAAGAUGGCUAUAAGUUUUACCAGGAAAACUUGAACCUGGAGAUCCUGGAAAGCAAAAAGGAGCAUGAGGGCUGGUACACUAUGACCCUGGAGAAAACAGAUUCAGUCCAGCACUUUUGCCUGCAGCUGAAGCUCUAUGAGCAGGUCUCCACCCCAGAAAUUAAAGUGCUGAACUGGACUCUGGAGAAUGGGAACUGCAGCUUGAUGCUGGCCUGCAUGGCGGAGAAGGGGGACCACGUGGUUUACGGCUGGAGCACGGAGGCAGGCCCCCACCCGCCAAGUGCAGCAAAUGCCUCCCACCCUCUGUACCUCACCCUCGGCCCUCAGCACGCUGACGAUAACUACACCUGCACCGCGAGCAACCCCAUCAGCAACCGUUCCCAGACCUUCACCCCGUGGUCCAGCUGCAGCUCCUAUUCCUAUUCAGUUCCAGGACAAUGGGGACUGUAUGCUGGGCUGGCUUUAGGGGGCGUCAUUGGUGUCAUCCUGAUUCUCCAAGUGGCAAUACUUCUAUUCAGAAGAAGAGGUAAGACAGACCAUUAUGAGCCAACAGUGGAAGAAAAAAGUCUUACUAUCUAUGCCCAAGUCCAGAAAUCAGGUUCUGUUCAGAAGAAACCUGAUCCCCUGCCCACUCAGGACCCCUGCACCACCAUUUACGUGGCUGCCACAGAGCCUGUCCCAGAGCCUGUUCAGGAGCCGAGCUCCAUCACCGUCUACGCCAGUGUGACACUUCCAGAGAGCUGACACCACAGACCCAGCGAAGGGACAGGCGGAAGGAGGACGGAGGAGCCAAAAGAAACACUGAACUUGGCCCCAGGCCUCAAGUUCUUAGGAUACUCUACACACCUGCACUCCUCGGAUCAGCUCCCUGGGGAUGUCGCUUCCACACCCACCCGUGACAGGGACAAGCAAGGGAAGUUUCCCGCGCACUUAGCCUGCUCUGCAGGGCACAGGCCCAGGACAGGUUUCCGUCUCUGUGGUGCAGCAGACAGAAUGACAAUGCAAAGCCACGAGUCUAGACCUUCGGGUGUCUUGCUCUUCGCUGGGAGUGGAUAAGGAAAGCCAAAGGCAGAAAGCCAGCACAUAGAGCUCGGAGCUCAGGCGCUGGCCAGCAGCAGAGCCUGGAACCGUUUCCACUCUGGCUGCCUGUUCUUGGUUCUGGGAGCUGCUCCGGGUCACCAGGCAGGCCUGCUCCAGGCUCUGUGCCUGGGGUUCUCUCUCUGGAUGGGCAAUGAAGGAUGAGUUCCUUAUUCUAUGUAAAACACUGCGACAAAAGAAGCUAAAGAGUCAAUAAACUGACAACAUGGC
Messenger RNA from Myotis brandtii (Brandt's bat), 1652 nucleotides. It is a transcript of the gene SLAMF1, whose product is annotated as signaling lymphocytic activation molecule family member 1. The record is from RefSeq and is a predicted model, not a curated record. Gene Ontology annotation, molecular function: signaling receptor activity. Gene Ontology annotation, cellular component: cell surface; membrane. NCBI's taxonomy places the organism in Eukaryota, Metazoa, Chordata, Mammalia, Chiroptera, Vespertilionidae. The transcript is spliced from 7 exons. The coding region runs from base 84 to 1088 and encodes 334 amino acids. Gene Ontology annotation, biological process: lymphocyte activation.